Molecule: messenger RNA, 1401 nt
Organism: Rhizopus microsporus ATCC 52813
Lineage: Eukaryota; Fungi; Mucoromycota; Mucoromycetes; Mucorales; Rhizopodaceae
Exons: 3
Coding region: 1-1401 (466 amino acids)
Source: RefSeq, a predicted model, not a curated record
AUGACUCGAUUAACCAUUAAUACUUCUUUAUAUACCAACAAGUCCUUUAUAUUUUGCUUUUAUGUAUCUGGUCAUGGAUGGGGACAUGCUACCAGAGCUAUUCAAGUCAUAUUGGACAUACUUAAAUUACCUGCACAUCAUAAGGUUUAUGUUAUCUCACCAGCGUCUGAUUUUAUCUUUCAAGGAGUUAUCAAGGAAGGUGCUAUUUAUAGACAAGCAGAUAUAGACCCUGGGGUGGUUCAGCCAUUACCUUAUACAGUUGACAGACAUCAGACUAUUUCCAAUUUGAAAUCAUUUUUAUCCAGACGUCCAUCCAUACUAGAUCAAGAAGCAGAAUGGUUAAAACAAGUAAAGGCUGAUUGUGUCAUUUGUGAUGCACCCUUUUUACCUUGUGCUGCUGCUGCCAAAGUAGGAAUCCCUGCUGCCAUUUCUAGCAAUUUCACAUUCGAUGAGGUCUUUAUGGGAUUAUGCGAAGGAGAUGGAUUAGAUGAAGAAAUUAAAUGUAUGGUACAGCAAACCAUAGAUGAUUACAGGCACGCCGAUCUACUCAUUCGUUUGCCUGGUGCCAUCCGUAUACCUUCGUUUGAUAAUGCUGCAUCCCUUGUGCCACAUACACCAUUUGGUGCAACCACCUUUGCCGACGCACAUAGAAAAGGUGUUGCGAAUGGUAAAGUACAUUUACCUUGCACCAGUGUCUCUAACGUUCAGCGUCAGCAUCCUCUUCCUGGCUUUGUCCGUCGUAUUAUCGAUGUUCCAUUGGUGUUUCGCAAAUACCAGACACCACGUGAACAAGUCUUGGAACAAGUUGGAAUCCCAAAGGAAAUUUACCAGACACACAAAAUCCUCUUAUUGUCCUUUGGCGGACAGCUAUUAGCCAAUGGAAAGUGGGGAAAUAAUCCCCUGCCACCAGGAUGGAUUUGUAUUGUCUGUGCUGCCCCUGAUUCAAUUGAAAUGCCGCCUGGUUUCUAUCGGGCUGCUAAAGAUGCCUAUGUACCCGACUUGACGAAUGCCUGUGAUGUCUUGCUGGGUAAACUUGGUUAUGGCACUUGCUCCGAAUGUAUUGGCCAUCGUGUUCCUUUUGUCUAUGUGUCAAGGCCUCAAUUUAUAGAAGAACAUGGUCUCUUGAAGCUCAUGAAGGACCAAGGAAGUGCAGUCGAACUAUCUCGUCAAGAUUUUGAAAGUGGAAAUUGGGCAGAUGCUAUCACAAAAGCUUCGACGAUGUCCGGAACAUGUGAUGACCUUCAACUGAGAAUAGCCCAUAAUGGUGGUGAAGUUGCAGCAUUGAAUUUAGAGCGAUUUGUCAUUGAAUGGAAUCAUCAAAAGGCAGUCAACAACAACCUAUCUUUUACACCUUUUAUCUCUUCUGACUCUCAACAAAUUGCAUCUUGUGCUUCCACUUAA